ACGUACUUAAGUACCUAAGGUCUGCUAAGGUAGGCUACGGCAGGCACAGUUUGCGCCCGGUUUGCGCCCCCGGGAAAAAAAACCACUUAAGCACCGGACCCACUAAAGCGCGUUCCGUCGCGAACCCUUUGACUGUCGAGACUGUUUUACCGCGUUUACAGGGGUUCUGGCCCACUAUCGCGCCUCCUCCCCAGUUUUGUCAGAUGCGCUACCCGGCAUCCCAAUUGCCUUUAGUCAGAUAGUAUCACUGGCAUUGGAGGGUUUGGUGUCUAUGUCAAGCUACAAUACCUAUCUAUUCUCUUGGCCAAAUCUCUUCAUCGCCAACUCUCAGCCAGCUUCGCCUAUUCUUCUGGUCGUCAUUUCACUGUAGGCCGGCGUACCAAGACAUCUCAAUCUGGUCUUCGUCCCUGUGUUUCUGCUUUUAUCCCUAGUUCGUUUUAUUUUCGCUUUCAUUCCUAGAGGUCAAACCCCAUGUUGGUCAACUAGCGGUUGCAUCGUUGCCCGGCUUUGCCUUUGCCGACACAGCGGCGACCAACUCAUGACAUCUGAGCUGUCUCACCAGACUCAGCGUGGUGGGCAGGCAAGUCGUGCGGCGGUUGACUUGCAGCCAUGGUAUCGCCAGUAGCGCCGCCAUCAGCAGGCCUCGAUGCAUUACUGGCAAGACCGCCAACACCACCCCGAGAACGUCAAAGCGACCUUGAUUCAAAAUCAAACCUGAACCAGCGCCUCCUUUCCUCGCGCCCUACUCUACAAACCCCUCCAAGCCAUUCGCCGGGCUCCGCGCUUUCGACCAACGCCAGCUCGAGACGAUCUAGGAAACGGGUCGAGUUCACAGUUCAUACCGAAUAUUGCGAUCCCCCCACAAAGACGGGGAAGGAGAAUGAGCAUAAACGAUCCACGCCUAUAUCUGCCUCGUCGUCCAUGCGUCCCUCGAGACCGCUAAAAUCGAUUCUCAAGCCCACAUCUAGUCCGAACCCUCCCAACCCCCUCGACCCGUCCGCCGGUUACGGUGAGGCAGGAAGCACUAUUACCUUAGCCGCCAUGCUAGAGUCCAGUAUCAAGCACCUGGCCAGCAAUGACCGUGACAACAAAGUUGACGCCUAUACCAUGUUGGCGCGUGCCCUCAAGACCUCGACUAACCUUCCAGAUCGUAUCGCCUUGCAGAGUAAGAUGAGUUUGUUUGUCCAAUUUAUCCAGCGCGAUAUCACCACCAAAGCGGAAAAUGGAGCGAUUGAUACAUCACUCAUCAACCAUGCGCUUACCUUGCUGAGCACUUUCCUACACUUCCCGUCUAUGGCAACUGCGGUAUCCUCCGAUUUCGGUGUCUUUAUCAUAGACCAUUGCAUCAGAUCAUUCGAGGACACCACAGUCCCAAAGGACGUCGUUAGACAUUUGAUGCAAGUAGUUGUAUGCCAGGAUUUCCCCCCAAAGGUCAUGACAGCCGAUCGCGUUGGCCGCCUUGUUACUUCGCUCCAUAACAUCGAAAAUCAUAUCAAAGGGAAGAGCAUUAUUAUGUCUCGUAUUCUUAUAUAUCGAAGAUUACUCAAGCAGUCCACCAUCCAUAUGGUGUCUCAUUCCGAGUGGCUCCUGGACCUGUUCACAGAUAUGCUAAGUAGCAUGAAAGAGAUUCGCUCCGCCGCGAUAGCCCUCGGAUUAGACGCCAGCUUUACGGCUGCGAAGGAAAAGCAAUUGCCAAAGAAAGUCAUGGAGGUUUUGCAAAUGUCUGUUGAUGAAACUCGAUACAUUGAGUACUAUAUUCAACGGCUCUCCACCAUGUCGAAGGAGAGGUCGGAAAUGGCUGCUGUGCCUCAAAUCUGGAGCGUAAUUGUCUUGUUAUUAAGGUGCCCGAUUGACCGCUGGGAAUUUUUUGACCAAUGGCUGAAGAUCAUACAGCGUUGUUUCAACAGCAGUGAUUACCAGACCAGGUUGGAGGCACAUUUUGCAUGGAACCGCCUUGUCUAUGUGCUACAUCUGCAUGAACCGUCCUUUUCCAAGACGAUCAAUACACUGUGUCAGCCCUUCACCCAGUUGAAAAGAGGCAGACAAUCUGAUGAGUUUCGGAAGGUCGUUAUUGGGGGGCUCUGUAAUCUUUACUACUAUGCUUUCAAGCCUAAUUCCAGCUCUAUGCAUGUCGGCCAGUACUGGGAUGCCUGUGUUCAGACAUUGCUCCGCACUUUGGCAUUUCCUGAGGUUGACGGAAAACCAGCAGAAAAGCAACAAGCAUUUUCCACUUAUAAUCUGUCACAAGCUGCCAAUAUCCUGGCCGGCCUCUUCGACUCUUCCAGCGUGCGGAUCUGGAAAGAAGAUCGUAUCGCAGAGAGUACAGUAGCGAAAGCUACCGAGUUACCUCCAUUAGAUCCCAAAUGGAUCAGACGAAACACCACUCGAGUUUUUACAAUUGUGCAACCUCUCCUUAGCAAAUCGUUUCUGGAGCUUGCCAAUUUCGACUCCAGUUCGUCAAGAUUGUGGAAGUCUCUCGUUAGCGCUGUUGCUGCUGCCGCUUCUAAGGAAGUCAAGGUAUCGGUAGAUACAGUAGCGUUUUUAGGUAGUGCAUUGAGCCUGUUGAUGCGAAUCUGGACCACCGGUCUUGGGGAAGCAAGGACGCCUGCGGAUAUGCAGCAGCCAUUCUUGAAAGCGACAGAGUCUUAUCUCACUACCUUGGUUCUCUCACUCGGCCACCUACCCUUCACGGAGAAGCCCCUCUCAAUGAGUGAGCAAAACACUCUAGUCCCAAUAGCGACGCCUUCACAUCGUUCUCGGAAAGGACAUGGACCUACUCGAUCACCACUUCAUCACCUCUUCUCAAUACUUUCGUCACUACCACCCGGUAUUUCUGAUGGGGAAGAUCUCAUCAAUUUGUUCAAAACUAUUUUCGAGCCGUUUAUGCUCACGCGAUCGCCUCGAGGAAGGUCAGAUUUGGCUCAUGAAUUAAUGCAAAUCCCACCACUGGGUGAUCCUGUCACUCACGGCCCUUGGGCCUUCAUCGCAGAGGCUCUAUCAACACCAAGUGGCAACAGCCAGUCUAGCAACUCCUCCGAUUCUACUAGCCAGCCUCCAAUUGGAAAUGAAUUUAGAGACAUAGUGAGGCAUCUUGAAAAGGGAAUCAACUAUGCACCGAAUCUACCAUGGGCCCAAUGGCUAUCGCUAUUUCACUUCGCAGUCGAGCAAGCCACAGAACUCAGCGGUGAAGCUGGUUGCUCCGUUGCAGUCAUCGAGCCACUGGCUAAAGCUACCUUGCAAGCUUUGCCUACGGAGACAAGCUUGAUCACCCCUGAUGUAUAUAAGUGUGGUGUUCAGCUAAUAUGCAAUGCAAAACUACCUCGGGAUCGACAGGCACUUGAUGCGGCUAGGCGACGCUUGUGGGGUACAACCGUAGCUGGCCCUAGGUCGGCUUCAUUUGAUCCAUUCGAUAGCCUUUACCGACUUGUCUCCCGCCUCCUCGAGGCAGGCUACACCACUGUGGAUAAGCUCGACGCAAAUGACCUUGCGACCCUGAUUACCGAGACGUCUCAUUACUUGUUAAGAGCUAAUAGGACUCUUGUCUUCAAGUCUCUCGUUCAAUUACAGCAUGGAUUAGGACCAUGGAUUCAGGAUGUCGAUGAGCGAUAUAGCAGCAAGCAGCGCUCGAUAAUAGCCGAGGCUGUCAAAUCAUCAUGGGAACGAAUUUGCAGUCUCUUCUCAGAUGCUAUGCUAGAGCAUUUUCAGCUCGAUGCCAUUGAGCCACUACUUUGCUGUGCAUUCAGGUCGAAGCAUAGACAUAUCGUCAAUAAUGCCGUGCUUUUAUGGAAUCGGAGUUUUGACAGCGCUUCAGAAGUGGACUACCCUGCAACAUUGAAGAAUGUGUUACUUUCCCUGCGAUCAUAUGUUGAGAUCACGCUUCCUGGAUUGGACAAUUCGACCUGCGAAACCAACGACUACACACCAAUGUUUUUGGAUUCGCAGGAUGACUUUGAUGUCAUGACCACAAGCAAGAUCAUGAAAGUGAACCCUAUUUUGAACGAUUCUGUAUCGCCUAGAAAUCUGGAAACUCCUCGAUCGAAGCAGAUCUCGCUAUCUAAUCAUAAUAAGUCGGAUGAUCUACUUAAUGGGUCCUCUAAAUCUGCCAGAUCUACCAGAUCCAUCAGAUCAACCAGAUCAAGCACGCGAAACAGGAUAACAAAACCACGCCACGAGGAUUCACAGAUCCAAUUCGCUCAUAUUGAAGAAUCUUCCCCUUCAACGCGACCAGUAGAGUCCCAAGUCCUAACUGACCGGCAGAAGGAAAUUCGUGAACGCCAGCUUGAGAAUGCAGCAUUAUUCCCAAUCAUCCAAUCGAGCAUUGAGAAAGUUGAAAAUCUCCCAACUUUCACUUCUACUGAGGUUUCUCCGCAACGCUCUGACCUGGCGCAGCCGCCUAUAGUUGAUCACUCUGCAACUCCUAGAGCCACUCGUAGCAACGAAUAUCUAUCUUCAACUCCAACACCUCGGCGUGGUCAACACAUAAUGAUCGAGGAAGAUCAUGAAAUGACGGAUGAUAUUCCUUCAUCACCACCAGAGCCUCGGCGGAAUCUAUUGCCUGAAAUGAAAUUGCAUUCACGAGAUACUCGUAUGCUAGACGACAUGCCAAUAUCGUCGUCGCCAGUUUCUGGUUCACCGGUUUCUAAAAAGGUCUUCUUGUAUCAAAAUGAGCAGGCAGAGCUACAAGAGUAUGUUCUAAGUUUAAGUGCAGAAUCUAUCUCAAGUCAGCAUAUGGAUUCUAGUAUGCAAGACUCUGCGAUAAACGAACCUGAGCUAUAUCCUGCGGACCGCGAAUGUACGACGAUUAAAGAUAGGCCUGUGUGCUUACCAAUGAUCCAACCUUCAGAGAUUCCCGUCAUUCCCAACGCGGCAAAAGUUCAAGGAGCACCAAGGUCAGAUGCAGAGAUGUUUGUUGAUGCACCAAUAAGCCUCCCAGCCACAGAAUUGCCGACUCGUGAAAACGCCACGGCACAGGUAGACCUUCCCGAGGAUGAUGAAAAUGUGUAUAAAGACCGCUCAUUCGAAAUGAGUGAUGGUGAAGAGCGCAGUAUGGCCCGCCUCGUUAUCGAACUUGACUCUAGAAAGUGUGAGCCUCUCCCUACCUAUGAGGCGGCUUCUCCUGAAAAGAUUCACACAAUCAAAGACAUGGUGGAGUGCAUUACUGUUCACACAAAAUCCGACCAGGGUCAACCGCAACAGAGCCAAAAUCCAAGUAAUCCAUCAAUACCUCCCAUAACAGUUACCCUUGCCAAAUCCGAUAACUCUCAAUCGUCAGAGAAGCGAUUUAGGAAGCGGAAACGGACUUCUGAUAGGAAACAACACAACAGCGGCAAGAAACGCAAGCAUUUACAAGCGAACGGAGACGAUACCGAUCUAAUAAUGGAUAGUCAAGCGCCACUGGUUGACCAUCAACAGCCAACAGAAUCUCUGCCAACGGAGGCGGGUGAGAAUAUCGAGAGGGAGGAAAUUGGCUCAACCGCGUAUUCGCAAGGUUCGCCUGAUUUGUCUUACAACCCUGACGAUUCGGAAUAUAUAGCGCCGUUGGAUUUAGAUGACGACGGAACGGAUUCAGAUACCGCGGCUGUGAAUCUCCAAUUGAUUACAGAAGCGUCGCAACAAUCUGAGGCGGAUGGCCAUUCACAAUUUAUUGAGGCCAGUUCCCCAGAGUCUACUAGUUCAAGUGAUGUUGAUGCUGCGGCCCAUCGUGGCAGAGAAAUGGAGGACAACAGAUUGGAAGCCAAACCAUCAAACAGAGAAAACGAUACAUUGGCUCAAGUCGAGCUAUCAGUCGUGGAGAAGAUUGCAGCUUCACUAAGAGACGGGCUUGAUGGACUGCGAUCAGCGACGAUAUCUCGCGAAGAUGUAUACAAGAUUGAAUCUAUGUUCAUGGACAUAAAGAACGAGUUGUAUGCGGCCGAGGCAAGGAGUCGGCGGUAAGGUGAACUGAGCAUUAGUAUAUAUAGGAAGAUCAUGACUAUGGAAUGCGCAAAGGAUGGGUAAAUUCAAUGGGUCUUUAUGUUACUGUAUCAUACAGCCUAGUGAGGACAGCAAGCAUUGGCAAGGAGUUCGAAGGGUAAAGCAAUGGAAACUUGCAUUUUUGCUAGGGUUUACAUCCGGCCGUGUCCCCGCCUUUAUUAAUCGAAGUUUCUGAAAACUGAUAUGAAUACCGUUACUAGAAGACUUUAGCGAAUUUCAUUUCAAAC
Xylaria bambusicola is the source of this 6200-nucleotide messenger RNA. Its product is annotated as Rap1-interacting factor 1 N terminal-domain-containing protein. Bases 610 to 5934 code for a protein of 1774 amino acids. The transcript has 2 exons. Gene Ontology annotation, cellular component: nucleus. Gene Ontology annotation, biological process: telomere maintenance. The record is from RefSeq and is a predicted model, not a curated record. NCBI's taxonomy places the organism in Eukaryota, Fungi, Ascomycota, Sordariomycetes, Xylariales, Xylariaceae.